Molecule: messenger RNA, 2704 nt
Organism: Durio zibethinus
Lineage: Eukaryota; Viridiplantae; Streptophyta; Magnoliopsida; Malvales; Malvaceae
Product: protein ACTIVITY OF BC1 COMPLEX KINASE 7, chloroplastic-like
Biological process (GO): regulation of response to reactive oxygen species
Source: RefSeq, a predicted model, not a curated record
CCUCUCUCGAAUUGAAUUCUCUAUUUUCUUCGCUUUUCUCGUCGGUUGUUGAAUCCGUCAUAAAAAUCUGAUGUUGACAUAACGAUUUUUUUUCCUUACCAACUGCACACGUUUUAAAGACGCGAGUUGGAAUAAAGAGCCCGAGUUUUUAGUUUUUCUUUUUUUUUGGUUAGAAUAAAACAUAUUUUUAUGUGAAAAAAUGUUAUGAGAUUCGGAGAAAAGUCAAAAAAUAAUAAUAAUAAUAAUAAUAAUGAAUGAUGAAAUCUUUCAAAGCGUCGGGGGACGGUAAAUGCAAUUUUUUAAGCUACGAACGAAGAUAAAUAUUAAUAAAGGUCGUGAAUGAAAAUAAUAUAUUAGCAAAGAUAGUAAUGCUAAAUAUAAAUUUUAAAGAUUAAAAAUGAAAAUAAAACAUUAAAAAAAAUCACGAUUGUUAAUUUUACACAACCCCUAUAUAUUGAUCUCUUUGUUCUUCCUUCUUCCUCAGUCGGUCAGCCUGAUCUCAGUAUGUUAAUUUCGGUGUUUCUGUCCUCUGCUAUUCUGAUGCAACAGUAGAUUUUCGAGUAGCUGAAUAAAGGAAGAGAGCCAUGAAUUUAUCAAGCUCAAUUUCAAGUCCAUUUGGAAAGUUUGAGAGGCAAACUUCUUGUCUGCCUGUGGUAGGUAAAGAUAAAGCAAUCAGGCUUCAAGUGAAAAUGCAGCAGCAGAACAAGUCACCCUCAGGGUUAGCUACAAAACGACAAGCUAUUCAAAUGGUACCUGUGAGUGAGGUACUGACAAAAACUAAACUCAGACAGCGUAAAGAACAUCCACUUUCAGAAAAAGAGCUUAAGGUUCUGGGUUCAGAUGAAAAUUUCAGUUGGGCCAAUGAUAAUUAUAACAUUUGGCUAAGGACUAUAGAUGUUUGGUUUUUUGUUAUUUCCCUGCGUACUCGAAUUCUCUUUGACAACGCAAAAUGGACUUACUUAGGAGGUUUCUCAGAAGAUGAACAGAAAAAGAGAAGGAAAAGAACUGGCUCAUGGCUACGGGAGCAAGUCUUACAACUUGGUCCAACUUUCAUUAAAAUUGGACAAUUGUUUUCGACAAGAUCAGAUUUAUUUCCCCGUGAGUUUGUCAAUGAGCUUGCCAAAUUGCAGGAUAGGGUCCCUGCAUUCUCACCAGAGAAAGCACGACGAUUCAUUGAGAGCGAACUAGGAGCUCCCAUCGAAGAGCUAUUCAAGGAGUUUGACGACCAACCAAUUGCUGCAGCUAGUCUUGGUCAGGUACAUCGAGCUAUACUGCACAAUGGGGAGAAAGCUGUUGUAAAAGUUCAAAGGCCUGGGCUGCAGAAGCUUUUUGAUAUUGAUUUCAGAAAUUUAAAGCUAAUUGCGGAGUAUUUUCAGAGAAAUGAGACUUUUGGCACAAGGGAUUGGAUUGGUAUAUACAAAGAGUGUGAAAAGAUUGUGUAUGAAGAACUCGAUUAUAUAAACGAAGGAAAAAAUGCUGAUUGGUUUCGUCGAGACUUUCGGAAUGUAAAAUGGGUUCGAGUUCCUAUGGUGUUUUGGGAUUACACUGCCACAAAGGUGUUGACGUUGGAGUAUAUUCCAGGCAUUAAGAUAAAUGAGUUGGAUGCAUUGGAUUCAAGGGGAUUUAAUCGUUCUCGGAUUUCUUCGCUUGCCAUUCAAGCAUACUUGAUUCAGAUACUGAAAAAUGGCUUCUUUCAUGCUGACCCGCAUCCUGGAAAUCUUGCUAUUGAUGACAAUGAAGCACUCAUUUAUUACGAUUUUGGUAUGAUGGGGGAGAUCAAAUCUCUUACACGUGACAAACUUGUUCAACUUUUUUAUAGGGUGUAUGAGAAGGACACAAGAAAGGUUAUCCACAGCCUCAUAGAUCUUGGUGUACUUGAGCCCAAAGGAGAUAUGUCAUCGGUGAGAAGAUCGGUACAAUUCGUUUUGGAUAAUUUAAUGAACCAGAAGCCUGAUCAAGAGACUACUGUGGCAGCUAUCGGAGAGGAUUUGUUUGCAAUAGCUCAGGAUCAACCAGUGCGGUUACCAUCCACCCUUAUCUUUGUUUUGAAGGCAUUUUCUACACUAGAAGGAAUAGGAUACAUGCUGGAUCCAGAUUUUUCCAUUGCAAGGAUUGCUGCACCAUACGCACAGGAGCUUCUAGAUAUCAGACAAGAGCAGCAAACUGGGACGGAUUUCGUGGACCAAAUCAGGAAACAAGCUAAUGAUGCUAGGUUUUACACCAUGUCAAUGCCAUACAGAAUUCAAAGAAUAGAAGAAAUUGUGGAACAACUUGAAUCAGGAGAUUUAAAACUCCAUGUCCGGGUACCAGAGUCAGAGAGAGCAGCAAGAAAAGCAAGAAUACUGCAAAUGGCAGCCAUGUUCACAGUACUGGGAGGUUCUUUACUAAACCUAGGGGCCAUUCUUAGUAUCGAAGGAUGCCAACUUAUUGCAGAAGUAUCAUUCAUUGGAGCAGGGGUUUUCAUGACUCUGGUUCUUAUGUCAAUGCAAAGGGUGAAGGGACUCGAUCAAUUUGAGAAGAUGUUAGGUUGACUUUUAACCCCACAAGCAAAUUUAAUUAGCACUCUUCUACAUGCACGAAACAUGAUUUAUUCUUUUUUACAGUUGAGAUUGCUAGAAUUUGAACCAUAAUUAUUAAAAUUAAAAUUCGAAUAUUUUAUUUAUAAAUCACAUGAUUAUUGCCUACCCUAUUUAAUUAUACAAAA